ACCAACUCCGCGGAGCCUCCCGGCCGGCGCAGGGGCUCGGCCGCGGGACCCGCUCGGCUGCAGACCCGGCUCGCUCGCCGGGGCUGGAGAAUAACCUCAAGAGUCAGCCAUGACAGACACGAUGUUUGGCAACAGUACUGAUCGGUGGAUGUGUCCAAAUGACAGGCCGAUGUCCCUCAGAGCCAAUGAAAAGGAACAACUCCCUGCUGGAUGGUCGGUACGUGGAAACCAGCCAGAAAGGCAACAGAAAAAUGAAGAGCUGACAGAUGAAGAGAAGGAGAUCAUCAACCGAGUAAUAGCUCGAGCAGAGAAAAUGGAAGAAAUGGAGCAGGAGCGUAUUGGGCGUCUCAUGAACCGCUUAGAGGACAUGCGCAAGAAUGUGGCUGGCGAUGGGGUCAAUCGCUGCAUCCUGUGCGGAGAACAGCUGGGAUCAGCUUGUGUCGUGUGUGAGGACUGCAAAAAGAAUGUCUGCACAAAGUGUGGCGUUGAGGCGACCAACAGCCGCCCUCAUUCCAUCUGGUUGUGCAAGAUCUGCAGCGAGCAGAGAGAGGUGUGGAAGCGUUCGGGGGCAUGGUUUUUCAAGGGCAUGCCGAAGCAAGUGCUGCCUCAGCCAAUGCCCGUCAGCAAGAACAAGCCACCGCAAGCCCUCGGUGAACCUACCUCCUUGGAGCCACCUGCUCAGGACCUGAAACUUCACUCUCGCACACUGAGCGGAGGUGGCCCUGAGGAGAAGAGGGGAGUAGGCAGGAAACCAGUCAAAUCUCGCGACCCGAGCCAUGAUUCUGAACGUGGCUAUAGUUCUGAAGAAGAGAAUCCUGCUGCCUACAGGGGAAGGAAGGGGACAAGACAAAGGCCAGAAGCAGGCAGUGAACCAAAGGCUGCUGCUUCUGGCCGGGGAAGCUACCCACCUCCUAGCCGCAAACCGUCUGAGAUCAGAAUGGCUCCAAGUGGCAGCGAGUUUGCUGGCAGGGUUGCUGAGAACUGGGAGUACGCAGAGGAAAGUGAAGUCAACCGGAGCCCUGGAAGUGUAAAACGUGCCAAUUCCGUUCAAGCCUCCAGGCCUCCUCCAGCAACUAGUCAGAGCUCUGCUGCCCAGGCUACUCAGCCAGCUGCUCCAGUGGGUGGCAGACAAGAGCCUGGGCCCGCUGGGAGAUAUCCAGAAAGACAAGGUAAAGAAUCUCAAUGGGUCCCCAUCUACUCAGCAGCGCCCAGGGAUGAGAGAGGAGGUGGCGGUGGUUACUCGAUGCCUGCAGCCAGAGAGGAGAGAACUAUGCGCCAGCCUGCCCCAUAUGCGCAAGCUGCUGCUCCGCCUGUGCCACCUGCACGUCAACUCCUGCCGCCUCAGGAUGACGAAGAGGAUGAGGCCAACAGCUAUGAUUCUGAUGAAGCAACCACUCUGGGCGCUCUGGAGUUCAGUCUGCUCUACGACCAGGAGAAGAGCUCUUUGCACUGCACUCUCAUCAAAGCCAAAGGCUUAAAACCAAUGGACUCCAAUGGUUUAGCUGAUCCUUAUGUAAAGUUGCACCUAUUGCCAGGAGCCAGUAAGUCAAACAAAUUGAGGACCAAGACUCUGCGUAACACUCGCAACCCCAUAUGGAAUGAGACACUGGUGUAUCAUGGCAUUACGGAUGAAGAUAUGCAAAGGAAAACACUCAGGAUCUCAGUGUGCGAUGAAGACAAAUUUGGCCACAAUGAAUUUAUUGGUGAAACUCGAGUUUCUUUGAAGAAACUCAAAUCCAACCAGAAAAAGAACUUCAACAUCUGUUUGGAGAGAGUAAUACCGAUGAAGCGGGCUGGAACAACUGGCUCCUCUCGUGGGAUGGCGCUGUACGAAGAGGAGGUAGACCGCGGUGGUGAUGUGGAAGAACGAGGAAAGAUCCUUGUGUCCCUCAUGUACAGCACCCAGCAGGGAGGCCUGAUUGUUGGCAUUGUCCGUUGUGUCCAUUUAGCUGCCAUGGAUGCCAAUGGAUACUCGGAUCCUUUCGUUAAACUUUGGCUGAAACCUGACGUGGGGAAAAAGGCCAAGCAUAAGACGCAGAUUAAAAGGAAGACAUUGAAUCCCGAAUUUAAUGAGGAGUUUUUCUAUGACAUAAAACACAGCGAUCUGGCCAAGAAAUCACUGGACAUAUCGGUCUGGGAUUAUGAUAUUGGCAAAUCUAACGAUUAUAUCGGCGGAUGUCAGCUGGGCAUCACUGCCAAGGGGGAGCGUUUGAAACACUGGUACGAGUGUCUGAAGAAUAAGGAUAAGAAAAUUGAACGCUGGCACACUUUACAAAAUGAGAACCACGUUGCAAGUGAUUAAGGUCCCCAGCACAAGUCUCUCUGAAGUCCACGUCCUCUGCCAAGUCACAGUAGAUUUCCAGUGUCUGUCUUCCGAAGCCAAUGCUACAUGCCUUGUCUACAUCUCCUUGGAUCCCAGGAACGUUAUGCUGCCCCGUCUCCUUGACGCCAGCAUCCUCUGUUCACCAUUUUCAUCCCAAAGAGCAACCUGGAUCUCGUGUGUUCAAAUCCAUUUCUGACAGUGCAUCAUUCUGAUGUAUGAUUUUGUCAAGCAAUAGCCACACACUGAGGAUUUUCAUUUGUCUUCAUUUCUCACCGGUCUAACCUGCAUCAUAAUAUUGCUUCCUAUUCUAUUUGUUGAAGAUGUUUGUUCUUGAGGUGGUGUUUUACUUGGGUGCUCAUUGUUCUGUCCUCAUUAACCCACAUGCGUUUGUCUUUCUCUCUGCACGUCUCUUUCCAUUCCUCAUUUUUCUCUUCGCCAACUGAAAUACUUUUAACAUCAGUUCUGUCUGUUGGGAUGCACAGUCAUUAAACCUACCCUAUUAUUGUUUUCAGCAUGUGAUGGGGGAGCAGUUUGAAAGUUGGUAUCGCAGCACCGGACAGUUCAGUUCAUUUGAUAUCAAUACCUCAGUUGCAAUAAGCAAAAGGCUGUUUGUUCUGCUCUGGGUUUGGUUAUAAACAUAACUCAGUAACUGCAUUUCCACUGUUAUAAUCUGGAGAGCACUAGGUAUUUGGCUUCUUUUCCAAAGGGAACAUUUUUGCAGUAUAUAGAGCUAGCAGACAGGGUGGUAAAUAGUUGUGAGUUUUCACAGAAAGGACACUGAGUGUUAUGGCAUUUCAAUAAAUAACUGGAGAUAGAGAGCCACCACCUGCGUGCUCAUUUUGGAAACACCAGAUCUGAGUUUUGAUUUGUUUCAGACAAAAUUAAUUUUGGAACUAGGAACCUGCACAUGCUCUUACUCUAGGAAUCCUUCCUUGUCUUAGACUUGUGACCACCUCCCAUUCCACUGAAUAUGGCUACAUAACCUAGCAAAUAGCUGUAUUUUGGGGGCUGAAUUUGUUAAGCUCUCUUGAGACAGUGUUUUCUGUUUCAUAAUAAUUUCAUAGAUGUUCAUUUUACCACCUGCAGGUGGGAAAACAUUUCCUAAGGAGUUGACGUGUUUAAGUAUUUGUUUUCCUUUUAAAAUACAGCACUUAAUGAAAUUAUCUGGGACAGUUAGUGGUCUUCCAACUUCAGUUUUCUGGUGAGUUUCCUUUUAUUAUUGCACAAAAGAAAGAUUUGCUUCAAUCUGUGCUUAAUUUCUUGUUUGUGGCUAUUUUAUUUCAUGUCUACUAAAAGAGUCGACAAGCUCUUGAAUUGAUAUUGAUCUUUUUGAUACCAGUCUGAUCCAUCUGCUGUUUUGUACAACCUUCAAGCAUAGCAAUGUCAAGAUUAGUACAGUAAGUACUCCUGGAAUAUAUGGUCGCUCAGCUACAAACUUAGCAUGCUAAACAGAACCUAAAGACCUUGGUUCAGGCUCCUUGGUUCAUGACUCCUUUGCAGGCUGCUGCUCUCCUCUCUGCUAUGGUGGUGGUGUUGCGUGGUGUGUUCUGAACUGAGCUGUACCUCAGUGUCCUUUAAUUUUCUAUUUUGAUGAAUUAUUUUCUUAUUCUUGGCUUUUUUCAGUAGAAUUUAAUAGUGCUAGUCAUGUGCAAUGAACAUCUUUAUAAAGCUUUAACUUCACAGACAGAGGGGAAAAUCCAACCCUCUCUCCUGCAUGAAGAUUUCAAUGGGCUGUCACUGUACUGUAUUCCUGUGAUGUGCUUUUAUACAGAAGAAACUAUAGGCUAGUAAUUCUCCUACCUGGAGUCCUUCGCUUUCUUUAUCCGCCGUUUCUUUUAGAGCCUUGAGACCCUGGGGGCAAUCCCUGCAAGUGAAGGAAGUGCAUUGCUCAACUGAAUAACCUCACUCCUAGCGCAUCACCAGAUCGUGGGCCCUGCGCAUCUCUCCUGAGCUGCUAUUUUAGUUUGUGGAUUGUUUCUUGUCCUCUUAUGCAGUGUGAUUCUUUCACGCUCAUAGAACAUAGAUGUAUAGCAUUACAGGGAGUGCUGGCUCCUGUGGUCAUUUAAAUAUCAAUGUGAUAAAACUGAGAUGAGUUCUCUCUCCCUCCCUCCAAGGUGACUAAAGCUCAAUAUUGUUUGCAUUGUUCUGAGUAAAACCAACAAAGGCUUUCUGCACCCUCAGACACCCGUGCACACAACACUGCAGGAUGCUGUUGCUCUGGGCCAAACCACAGCAGGGGACUGUUGCACCAUCGAUUUGAUAAGGGAUCACAUCCAGACUUGGUGCAUGUCCCCUCCCCUCUUUCAACAGGCAGGUGGCAAUGCUAAUGUUCAUGGUGCCUUCUUUUGAUUCCCCUUCCCCCUCUGACUGCCCCUUCUCCCCAGCUGUGAUUUCAGAGGGCCAGUCUUUUCUCUGCCUUAGAGUGGGUGGGUCCGUGCUGCAGGCAUUUUAUGGUUCAUUCGGGUCAACCCAGAGUGUUGGAGUUGGGCCCAUGAUGUGAAGGUCACAUCCUGACCUUUCCCAAGGCUGCGGGACUCAGAACUGGGUUUUCAGCUAAGGAACCUGCAUGUCUAUUCAGCCCUUCUUCCCUUUUCAGGAUGGUGGUGCCAUCUGCCCCCUGAGGUGACUGGUGUACUGAACAGGGCAUACAGGCUGGGGCCAGCCUCUCUGAGCUGAAUCUGCCUGGACACUUGUGUGAGGGAGGGUCCACUGAAAUGUAUAGGAGCCCUGCUAACUUCUUUUCCUCAGAUUUCUCUCUGGCACUGCACCAAAGGAAACCAGGCCAUUCCUAGUGGGAAUGAAUCCUGUCCUCUUCUCAAUCAAAUCUCCUGCCACUCACAUCUAGGGGGAGCUGUGCCCAUACUCAGACAUUGAGGAUUAUCCGUGUCCUUUGAUGUCAAUGGAAAGACUCCCAGCGACCUCACUGGGUAUCGAAUCGGCUGCCCUGUGUAUUUGGUAACUACCCCAUGGAAAUUCCUGGAUGCCACGUUCUCUGCCCGUGCUGGGCGCAGGAGACGGCAGCCUGUCAGUUCCUGGCUGCAGGGUUUCUUCCCAGAUGUAGUGCAGGACUUUCCUUUGUCCAGUGUAAAAACAAACUACGGCUCAUAAUGCAAUGGCAGAGCAGCCUUCCAGCUGUGCACCUUUCUGCAGAGUGGACAGCCAGGCUGUUUCAGGCAGGCAAGGUUCGUUCUCCUGUUUUGCUGCGGGUAGUCACCUUGACCAGGCUUUGCAAGAUAUAGGAAAACAGAAGGGAUAGUGUCUUGCUCCAGAGCUUCUCCUCAACAGUCCUUACGGGCUCUUUGUUCAUUCUGGAGAGCUCGGUUUUCAGGGCUUCUUGUUGAAGCCCCAGCUCUUUUGCCUGGAAACUUGUGCCUUGAGCCAAAAACCACUCGAACCACCUGCAAAGGUUCCUUCUGGACAAGGGGCCCAGCUUCUUGUAGACACCUGCAUCAGCCCCUUUGGGGAGGAGUGGAGGGUGGAAAGCCCUCCUUAACUCGGUAAUGGAGGAACCUGACUUUACCCUGGGGUUUACAGUUAAACAGCUGGACUGGUUUACUAUGACCAAAAUGUCUCAGGCUAGAACAGUGCAAGGUUGAACCCUCCUUUGGGAGCAGACAGACUUCCACAGGAAAGUGUCCCACGGUCAUUAAAGCACACACCCGAUGCCGGGGUGGCCAGUAAAAGGCAAGACCGCAGUGUAGAGAAGAUUUGCAAGGCAGCAUAGGGAAAUGCGCACAAUCUUUCGCCAGAUGGGACACCUUUUGCAGAUGCGCUUCUGAUUGUACAAUCCAAAUGUCUGGGGAAUGCGAUCACAUUUCUAUCAGCCUCUUCUGCUUGACCAAGCAAUGAUGAUUAUUCAGGGCCCGUCAGUUCUGGUUUGAAGGGAUGGAGACAAGGGAAUUUUUCUCUACAUUGGUACGUUUAUUUUCGGCAUCUUAGAUACAAUGCCCCACACUGAGACACCCUUCCUAAUUUAUUUCAGAGCAAUCUGACGGGGGUCGGGAGUUCAGUACAGUAAUCUCUCCACCCUCUUCCUUUCCCUGGGUUAGACUCACUCUUCGGUGUGCAUCUAUAUUGCUGCUUUCUCAACUCCUUUUGAACACGUGAGGUGGGUUCAGAAGUCAAAGCUGCUCUAAGGACAGAGGAAUCCAGGAAGGCAGCCCCUGAUCUCCAGUGAAGUCUGGGUUGUGAAUGGCCAUUCAUUGCAAGUAACUGGAAUUCUGAGUAACUCCAAGCUGCUGCCGCUGUGAUGCAGAAUAGAAACCCUCAAGUCUGAGAGCCUCUUUCAGCCAGUGGGAUCAGUUAAAAGCAGAGGGCCUGAUUCUUUGCUGUUCUGCACCCCGUGUCCUCAUCUACACCGUGCUAAGAGGGCAUAAAAC
Molecule: messenger RNA, 6702 nt
Organism: Chelonoidis abingdonii (Abingdon island giant tortoise)
Lineage: Eukaryota; Metazoa; Chordata; Testudines; Testudinidae
Source: RefSeq, a predicted model, not a curated record